AUGGAGCGCGUGCUCGCCGUCGGGCUCUGGUGCGCGCACCCGGACCGGAGCCAGAGGCCGGACAUCAGGCACGCCCUCAAUGUGCUGCGGUUCGACGCGCCGCUGCCGAUCCUUCCGGCCAAGUUUCCGGCCGUCGCAGCACACCUUCAGCCUGUGGCCAAUGCGUUGUUUGAUUCUGCAACCGGCAGCUGCGGCGCACCUGUAAUCAGUGCGGGCAUUGAGCUGGUUUGA
Messenger RNA from Miscanthus lutarioriparius, 231 nucleotides. Lineage: Eukaryota; Viridiplantae; Streptophyta; Magnoliopsida; Poales; Poaceae. The record is from the annotation of a GenBank genome assembly.